Drosophila erecta is the source of this 3294-nucleotide messenger RNA. RefSeq names its product SCY1-like protein 2. The coding region runs from base 141 to 2648 and encodes 835 amino acids. The transcript has 6 exons. Gene Ontology annotation, biological process: protein phosphorylation. Gene Ontology annotation, molecular function: protein kinase activity; ATP binding. The record is from RefSeq and is a predicted model, not a curated record. NCBI's taxonomy places the organism in Eukaryota, Metazoa, Arthropoda, Insecta, Diptera, Drosophilidae.
CAUUUGACAGGCAAUCGAAACAUAUCGAUACAUCGGGUGAUGCCAUCGUGCAUGGUUGGCCCAGCUCUAGUAUUGAUUGUUAAACAAAAAGGAAUUUUGCACUAACUUCUGGGCCGCAGUUACUGCAAAUUCGCGCCAGGAUGGACAUGAUAAACAAAUUCUACUCCUCCGCCGUGCAAACGGUGUCCACACUGUCCGGCGUUCUGCCCGGAAACAAUGUGACGCGGGAGUACGAGGUGCUGGAACAGGUGUGCACAGCCGGAGUGGGUCUUAUGUGGAAGGUGUACAAUGGCCACAAGAAGAGCACCAAACAGGAGGUGUCCGUCUUCGUGUUUGAGAAAAAGUCACUGGAGCGCUGGUCGAAGGAUGACAGGGAGAACAUGCUGGAAACACUACGUCGCGGCGUUCAACAGCUAACCAAGAUUCGGCAUCCUCACGUGCUAACCGUACAGCAUCCGCUGGAGGAGAGUCGGGACUCCCUUGCCUUCGCCACGGAGCCGGUUUUUGCCUCCCUGGCCAACGUUGUCGGCGACAACGUCCGCUCAGAAAAGAAACUCUAUGAUGUAGAGAUUCGACACGGUCUACUGCAGCUCUUCGAUGGCCUGCAGUUCCUUCACCAAGACGCCAAGAUUGUGCACCGCAACAUUAGCGCCGAGACAAUCGUAAUCAACAAGAACCGUAGCUGGAAGCUGUUCGGGUUUGAUUUCUGCAUUACCAACCAGCCGGCCACCGAUGGCACGCCCCACUGGCCCUUUCGGGAGUACACAACGUCGCUGCACGUCCUAGCACAGCCCAGUUUGGAGUACACAGCACCGGAGCUGGCCCUGAACAGUGUCAACACACCAGACAGUGAUCUGUUCUCACUGGGCGUACUAAUCUUCACCAUCUAUGCCGGCAAGCCACUAAAAAUGUUUGGCAGUGACUACAGCAGCUUUCGACGCUACGCAAAUGAUCUGAACCAGCGAAAGUAUCCACCCAUGAACGCAGUGCCCAGUGAGCUGACUGAAAGCCUUAAAGCUCUGCUACAUCCCAGUGCCCACCUGCGGCCGAAGCUGCAUGAGCUUAAGCAGAUCGCUUACUUUCAAGAUGUCGGUGUUAAAACACUUAGCUACUUGGACUCACUAUACCAGUGGGACAACCUGCAGAAGUCCAAGUUUUAUAAAGGUCUGCCGCAGAUCAUUCCGACGCUCCCGCACCGCGUCAAUUUGCAUUCGAUUCUUCCCUAUCUCGUCAAAGAGUUCGUCAACUCGCCUAUGAUACCGUUUGUGCUGCCCAACGUUCUGCUUAUUGCUGAGAUGAGCAGCCAACGAGAGUACUGCGACCACAUCCUUCCGCACUUAAAGCCGAUCUUUAAGCUUACGGAUCCCAUCCAGAUUUUGCUGAUCUUUAUGCAGAAAAUGGAUCUGCUGCUCAAGCUAACGCCAGCGGAAGAGGUAAAGCAGAGUGUUCUGCCGCUACUUUAUCGCUCUCUGGAAUGCGACAUGCCUCAGAUCCAGGACCUCUGUCUGGCGGUGCUCCCCACGUUCUCCACUCUGAUCGACUACAACGCAAUGAAGAACUCCGUGCUGCCACGCAUCAAGAAACUGUGCUUGCAGAGCAGCAAUGUGUCGGUAAAGGUUAACUGCCUCAUUUCAAUUGGCAAGCUGUUGGAAAACUUGGACAAGUGGCUUGUGCUAGACGAGAUUUUGCCAUUCUUGCAGCAGAUCCAAAGCCGCGAACCCGCUAUCAUUAUGGGAAUUAUUGGCAUUUAUAAAAUCGCAAUGACUAACACCAAACUGGGCAUAACGAAAGACGUGAUGGCACACAAAUGCAUCCCUUAUCUGGUACCCUUAAGUGUGGAGAACGGCCUUACCAUAGCUCAAUUCAACACCAUUAUAGCCCUCAUCAAGGAGAUGAUGGGGCGGGUGGAACAGGAGCAGCGGGAAAAACUGCAGCAGCUGUCCACCAUACAAAGAGACAAUAAACCCAAAGACGCUUCCGAAAUAUUGGCCAAUGAGCUGGAGAACUCCACUCUCUCCCCCAACGGGUCCAGCAAUGGUAACAAGAUCAACGAUGACAUGUUCUCCGGAUUCACUGUUGGCCAACCGAAAGCCCCCACCACCGCUGCUAUAGCGCCGUCUAAAACUAGGGAACAGCUCAAAAUAUCGCACAAUACAAUAUCUGCUCCGCCUUCAGCCAGGCCAGACAUCCUCUCCUCGAUGAUGCAAAGCAACCUCACUGGUCUGGGUACAACUGCAGUGGCAGCUGCUCCGCCAUCUGCCGCCACACAAAUGCCGUCAAACAAUGGCUGGCACAGUGCAAAUCCCCUUGUAAUGAACCAUCAGUUGGCCUCUCCCCAAGCCAGCAACAACAAUUCCUUCUCGCUGGACGACCUGGAUCCCUUCGCUAGUGGAAGACCCUCGGUUGGAGCCCCCAAAGCCAACAACACGAACGGUGCCAACAUGUACACGGUGCAGCAGCCCACGGUUAACUACAUUUACCCUACUGGCUACAGUCUGAACAGCAUACAGCAGCAUCAGCAGCAGCAACUGCUGGGAAAACCCAGUCAAGCACUCACGCUCCAACCGCAGACACAGCCGCUGCUGCCAACGGAUAACCAGAACCUCAACGCACUUUCCCAGCAAGACAUACUUAACUUUUUGAACUAGACACAGCCGUAGUUAAUAACAAUUGAUAGAUAUCCAUAUUCCAUACAACCGAUAUACAAGGCAACUAUACUUAGCUGUUGGCGUCGAUUUGUGAGCCGCAAAAUUCUAAGAGUCAAAAGCAAUCCGUUGUAGAAGCAUAUUUGCAGGGAAAUAUCAUUCGCAGUGUUAGGUGGUAUCUUCUUGAUUACUUUUUUCUAUUUGAAUUUUUGUUGAUACAUUCGACGUCAAUACAUAUGUAUAUUUAUACAUAAAUCUUAUCUGUGCAAGUGUGUGAGUGUCAGUCUAAAUGUGUGCGUGUUUGUUAGAAAUGUUUUAAAUUAUAUUAUGUAGAUUUAAACGCAAGACUUUUGAGCUCUUGCUCGUUGCCACAUUCCGCAAUCGAUAUCAAAUGUGAAACGAAACGACCGCAUGUAGUUAAAUAUAAUAGUACAUUAGCUAGACAAAAAGCCAACUAACUAUGGUCUGUGCAAUUGCUCCGGACCUAUAUUUUACAAAGUUUAUUUAAUUAAAUUCCACACAUUAGUUCUUAAUGUAAUUCUAUGCAAUUUGAAUUACUAAGAGACGAAAUUGUACAGACAAAUAUAGUUUAUAUAUAUUUUAUUUUAAAACCACGUAUUUCUUAGUUUAUUCAACAUAUAGUUUUGUU